GAUGGGUCUGUCCGAGUUGGCUCAGUGAGUCGCGUGACCGCAUUUGACAAAGAGGGGGAACCCAAAAAAAAUCACAGCGUGGGAUUUUGAGGGAAGGGGUGGAGUGGAAUUAGCCAAAAAAUGGUGAACAAGCGGGAGAUUAUUAGUCCUCCUCUCCUCCUUUACCAUCACCACCACCUCUCCCCCUUCUUUCUUUCUUCUUUUUUCUCUCUCAUUCCCAUUAUUUUCCCCAAUUUUGCUUCUUCGCUUCUAACCCUAAUUCCCUUUUCUAGCAUCGACUCCCUCUUUCGUCCUCCCUUCUCACUCCCCUUCUUCAAUCGGUUCUUCCCUCCUUUUCUUUUCCCUAACUUUUGUUCUUUCUCGAGUUUUUUCAUCUGGGUGUCUCUCGUUUCGUUUGUGGGUUUGUGGGUUGUGCGACUUGAGCGUGGUGUUGCUGUCUCUUCUCCAGGGGUGUUGAAAUAACCUGCUAUUGUUCCUGUGAUUUGGUGUUUAAGGCCUAUUGUUGUGUAGUCUUAUACCAAUUGAGGGGAAAAAAUCGGUUAUGGAAGAGUUCGGGACUUCGGGGAUUUAUGGAAACUCUACCAUGAGGAGGAAAAGGAGUCGAACUUCUCGUAGACCUCGACUCGAGUCACAGCAAUUUACUGAAGGUCUUGAUCCUUCACCUUCAUCGUCAACUCCGCCUUCUGAUGAUGCAGUCAAGUUAUCUAGUGAUGAGAAUGGUGGAGGUGAUGGUGGUUCUAGGAGAAAAGAAUUAAGUCUCAAUCAAUGUGUAUCUAGAGGCUCAUCUGCUAGCGGGGCCGAAAACGAACAUUUUCUUAAAAGAAGCAAAAAGGAUGGAAGUUAUAAUUCAUAUUACCGUAGCGAACCUGGACGGAAUGCUAGUGAUAAUAAACGCAGCAGUGAAGGUGUCCUUGCCCCUGCUAAUUGGAGAAGCACGAGCAAGGGAUCAGAUGGUAUUGAAUCGGAGUCGAGCAGCAUUGAUCCAUAUGGUGGAAGGUAUGGUGGUGAAAGUUCAAGUUCUGGACAGAAAGGACUUUACGUUGAAGGAGUAGGAAACGAUAAUAAGGUCAAGAAGGUUAAGCUUAAGGUUGGCGGGGUCACUCGCACUAUUCAAGCCACUUCCCCUCCCAACGGCUCAUCUAAAGGAAGUUCUUCAAAGAGCUCUCAACCUUCAGAUAUUCAUAGGCAGCAACACAAGAACAAUGUUCUGGAAACCUUUAAUGGAAAUCAUUCCCCUUCGGAAAGAAAAGGCGGAUUGCACGGAGUUCCAUGGAGGGACUUCUCUAGAGGUGGUUUUGGUCUUGAAAAGGAGGAGUCUUUGACAGGGAAGACGUCGGGGAGGAAUUCUUCUGGGAAGCAUGGAGCAGAGUCGCUUCGGAAGAGUAAAAGAGCCUCGAAGAAGCGUGUUCUUGAUGGAGAUUUCGAUGAUGAUGAUGAUGAUGAGAUACGGUAUUUGGAGAAGCUCAAAACUUCAAGAGCUUCCGUAGGAUACCAUGAUGAUGGUGAAGGACCGAGCAAGAAGCAGCGGAAACUUUCUAGCAUUUCUAGCAUGGAGAAUUAUGGUGCACUGAAGCAUGACAAAGAUGGGAAGAAGGCUAGAACAGAAAUGGGGUCUGAUGACAAAGAUUACGAGGAAGAAGAAGAAUCAGCAUCUGAUGGCGUCGUUGAAGCUAACCAUAAGAAGCAGAGGAAGGAAUCCAUCGACACGUUGAUGGAUGGUAAGCGAGAAAUGACUCUCACCACUCGUCAAAGAGCUCUUCAAUCUAGCAAAGAUGCAUCAUCGACUCGAGGUGCUACUUUGAUCGAGUUCCCAAAUGGAUUACCGCCCGCUCCACCCAGAAAGCAAAAAGAGAAGCUUACCGACGUGGAACAGCAACUUAAGAAGGUGGAAGCUGCGCAAAGACGGAGAAUGCAAGUCGAGAAGGCUGCUAGGGAAUCCGAGGCGGAGGCAAUUAGAAAGAUACUCGGUCAAGAUUCAAGCCGAAAGAAGCGGGAAGAUAAAAAGAAGAAACGCCAGGAAGAAUUAGCUCAGGAGAAGGCUGCAAAUGCUCAGAAGCUAUUAUCAAACACCAUCAGAUGGGUCAUGGGUCCUUCUGGUACGGUGGUGACGUUUCCGAAUGAUAUGGGUCUUCCGAGCAUAUUUGAUUCUCGACCAUGCAGCUAUCCUCCUCGGCGGGAAAACUGUGCAGGGCCAUCGUGUUCGAAUCCAUACAAGUAUCGGGAUUCAAAGUCGAACCUCCCUCUUUGCAGUCUCGUGUGUUACAAAGCAGUUCAAGAGCAGUUGACAGAAAGUAGGUGCUAGAUUGUUAUUAGGUCUGUUUGCAUUUUGUUCAUUGAUUGAUUCUCUGCACAUUUAAACGAAGUUAGAUAGAGAUAUAUAAUUGCAGAGACGUUGAUGGAAGAAAUGUUUUUGAAUGUGUUCUUAAGUGCCCCAUACCCAUUUUUAAGUACAUACAAAGUUUGGAAACAACU
Messenger RNA from Cucurbita pepo subsp. pepo (vegetable marrow), 2472 nucleotides. RefSeq lists its product as uncharacterized. NCBI's taxonomy places the organism in Eukaryota, Viridiplantae, Streptophyta, Magnoliopsida, Cucurbitales, Cucurbitaceae. Gene Ontology annotation, cellular component: Ino80 complex. Gene Ontology annotation, biological process: chromatin remodeling. The record is from RefSeq and is a predicted model, not a curated record.